Molecule: messenger RNA, 2386 nt
Organism: Tigriopus californicus
Lineage: Eukaryota; Metazoa; Arthropoda; Copepoda; Harpacticoida; Harpacticidae
Product: Bardet-Biedl syndrome 2 protein-like
Exons: 8
Coding region: 103-2301 (732 amino acids)
Biological process (GO): non-motile cilium assembly
Cellular component (GO): ciliary basal body; BBSome; motile cilium
Molecular function (GO): protein binding
Source: RefSeq, a predicted model, not a curated record
AUCCCUGAAAAAAUUCCUCCAAGGGAAAAUAAUUCCACGGAACCUUUUCCUAUCGGGCGACUUUCUUCACGACUUCAAGGUAUAAGUUGAAAGAUAUAAACCAUGUUUGUGCCAGUAUUUACGCUCAAUUUGAACCAAAAAAUUCUGCCUGGAAGAGUGGCCAUCGGUGAAUUUGAUGGGAGACAUCCGUGUUUGGCAGCGGCCACCACCGCCGAAAAGGUGUUCAUCCACAACCCCCAUCGAGUUAAACAUGCCAAUAUUGGUCGAAUGGAAGCCAAUAAGAACAAUCAAGAAAUGUCGUUUCUUAAUAUUCAACAACGGGUGACUGCACUAGCCACGGGCAAACUCAAAGCCGUUGACUCCGACGAGGGCGAUGCUCUUGUUGUUGGAACGCCUACAAAUCUUCUGGCGUAUGAUGUGGACAAAAAUGCGGAUCUCUUUUAUAAGGAUGUUCCGGAUGGCGUUAAUGUGAUCGCUGUCGGAAACAUUGGAGACGAAGACUCCAAACCUCUCGCCAUUGUAGGGGGAAAUUGUUCUCUGCAAGGGUUCGAUCAUGAGGGUAACGAUCCAUUUUGGACCGUCACAGGGGAUAAUGUGUCAGCUCUAACUCUCAUGGAUUUUAAUAAUAACGGCAGAAAAGAGUUAAUUGUUGGGUCGGAGGAUUUUGAGGUUCGCAUCUUUUCACAAGAUGAAAUCUUGACCGAGAUCACCGAAACCGAGGCUGUUACUGCUUUAGUGCCUGUCCAAGACGGUCGUUUUGGGUAUGCUCUGGCCAAUGGGACCGUGGGAGUGUAUGAGAAGACCACGCGAUGGUGGAGGAUCAAGUCCAAGAACAGUGCCUCGGCGAUAUUCAGUUAUGAUCUGGAUGGUGAUGGAGUCAAAGAGCUCAUCACGGGUUGGAGCAAUGGCAAACUGGAUGCGAGGAAUGAUCGAUCGGGGGAAGUGGUGUUCAAGGACAAUUUCAACCAUUCAAUUGCCGGUUUGGUCGAGGGGGAUUAUCGACUGGACGGGAAAAUGGAACUCAUUGCGUGUGGAAGUGAGGGUGAAAUUAGAGGAUAUCUUCCCAGUAAUGCAGAGGUCCGGAGAGGAGCCAUGGACAUGAACAUGGAGCAGGAGUCACUCAGAGAGUUGGCUCAACGAAAAAAUACCCUUCUUCUUGAAUUGAACAAUUACGCCCAAAAUAAACGAAUUUCCGUCGGUGGAGCAUCGAAUCUGGGCGGUGUCCUACCUUCGGCUCGAGGCAUGUCCACCAACGAUUUGGGAAUCAUUCCUGCCCAAACCCAACUUUCGACCUCCUUAGCCAUUAACUUGGGCACAGACACACGUCCGCCUCACGUUGAAGUUAGUCUAUCGACAUCUAACGAGACCGUCAUUCGAGGGAUUCUAAUUUUUGCCGAGGGCAUCUUUGAAGGCGAGUGCCACGUUUUACACCCAAAGGAUCCAACCACGUCCAUCCAUGUGCCCAUUUUUCCAGCCAAGGAUAUUCCUAUUGAUCUUCACAUUAAGGCCUUCGUGGGACACAAGGGGAGCCAACAGUUUCACGUGUUUGAAUUAACAAGACAACUGCCACGAUUCUCCAUGUACUGUCGGUUGCUUGAGCCAAGUUCGGAACCUUUGCCGCCCAGUUGGGUCGAGUUCAAGAUCAAUGAACGAUCUGCCCGCGUGGCUUUGUGGCUCAACCAAAAUUUUCUCAUGGGCGAUGAUCUGGAGGCUCCGGCGGAUGGCAAACUUGACAUAUCUUUCUCCUCUCUGAGGAAAAAGGACCAAGAACUCCAUUUCCACAUGGAAGCGGACGGGACAGUCCGAAUACUUUGCGAUAAUAUGGACCUAUGUGGAGACCUUAUCCAGUCUCUGGCCGAGUAUUUAGCAGUAGAUGACUUGCGAUCCAAUUGCGAUUUCCCAAUAGAGCUGAAGAAACUUGAGAGCUUAAUCGAAAGUGCUGAAGAGCUGCAAAGCGUUAGACAGAGACUUUCGGCCGAAAUGGCCGAUAAUUCAGGAAUGAUUCGAACACUCAUCGUGAGGGCGGAAGAUUCCAGGCUCAUGUUAGAUAUGAAAACGAUGAAGAAUUGGUACACCCAACUCAACGAUAUCAAUCGGGAUAUGAUUGCCGGCUACAAGAUUCGGUGUAAUAACCAUCAAGAGCUCAUGGAGUCCUUGAAAAAAGUUAACCAGAUUAUUCAAAAAGCCGGGAAGCUACGGGUUGGGAAGUCAAAGGCCAAUCUGGUUAGUGAAUCCCGCAACGCCAUCAAAGAGAACAACGUCGAACUUCUCAUUAAAGUCAUCAAAACAGGAGACACUUGAGCGAGCCAAACGUCAUUGUGAGGCAGAUUCGUCAAUUGUGAUCAGUGACACACCAAUACCAAUAAACAGGUUUAAAUAAGGUUUA